UCUGAUGAAGAUUGUUUUCAGGCUGUGGAGAAGCAACGAUUUAUUCUUGCAUGCUUCAGGUUAAAGAGUAGAAGUGAAAGUGAAAUUGAAGCAUUCAUAUCUUUCCGAUUUGUCGAAACAAAGGCAGUUGAAUCUUGGAGAACGAACAAACAUGGCUUUCCGUUUAGUGAUUAUAAUUUGGUUCAUUCUCGGAAUUUCUGUUAGCCAAGUGGUUUAUGGGGAGAAAUGCGGAGAUGUUUUUGACGAGUUACUCGCAUCUUGCUGUCCCGCAAAGUACCGCGAUGUCUGUUGUCCGUUUGCAAAACCGUGUAGCACUUCAGCAGUGACACCUACCCUUAGUAUGGUGACAUCAAGUCCAACGCAGAGAAGCGGGGGAAAACCGUUUUGUAUGAAACCUCAAAACUCGUCAGCUUGUGAGGCGGGAUUUUUCUUCAACAAACUUUCGAUGAAACCUGAACCCUGUCCUAAAGGCUUCUAUUGUCCCCAGGACCAAGUGUGUAUCAUACCAUGCCCAACGGGAGCAUACUGUGUUAGAGAUAAACUAGUUAACGCCACGAAAAAAUCGCCUCAGUUGUGCCGCGAGAGUGGAAAAUGCUGCAGUCCUUCCCAGUCCAUCCCUGUUUUUGAUCCUCGUGCAGCUUCGAAGUAUAUUUGCCCUGGAGCCCACCGUCCAGUUCCGUGUCCUCAAGGCAACUUUUGCCCAAACGUCACUAUCCAAAAGACAUGUCCAGGGGGGUAUUUUUGUCGGAAUGGAAGCGUGGAACCACAAAACUGUCCGAUUCUCUCCAUAUGCAAGAAAGGGUCUUCAGCUCCUGUUAGCGCUCCUGGUGGUGUUUUACUGAUUUUGGGAAUAUUAGUGGUCAUGCUGUUGCUUUUGUAUUGUUUCGACCACGAAGAACAAGUUAUGGAUCUGUUUGAAAGUUAUUUGACAAAGAGAUUCUCUGUAAAGCGGAGUUUUGGAAUGCAAGAGAGUAUCAGGAGGAACACUAUGGACAAAUAUCGAGAGGAGACGGAGCCCAAGACACAAACCAUCACUAUUCGCUAUGAAAACCUUAGCCUCUCUCUAAAAAAGGGAACUAGAUGGUCAUGCAAGCGAAUAAAGACAGAGAAGGCCCUUCUUCAGUGCGUGUCCGGUCAACUCUUACCUGGGGAAGUAACUGCAGUAAUGGGUCCUUCGGGAUCCGGCAAAACAACCUUUCUCAACACUCUGAGUGGAAAAGCUCAUUAUGGGAAACGUACUGGUAAUAUCUUUAUCAACGAUAACCCUGUGCAAGACUUGGGUGUUUUAAGAAACAUCACUGGAUUUGUUCCGCAGGAAGAUAUCAUGCACAGAAAACUAACAGUUAAGGAGGUUUUGAUUUAUCAAGCAAGUCUCAGGUUGCCGUCCUCGAUUUCCAAAGAGGAAAAGAAAAAAAAAGUCAAAGAGGUCUUGGAUCAACUUGAUUUAGCGCAAGUAAAGAAUACAAAGAUUGGAGACGAGGAAUCAAGAGGUAUUUCUGGAGGGGAAAGAAAACGUGUCAACAUAGGAAUGGAAUUAGUGACUGACCCGAAGUUGCUCUUUCUCGAUGAACCGACGAGCGGUCUGGACAGCACUUCGAGUUUGACGGUUGUGGAUGCGUUGAAGGCAAUAGCUGAAGAAAAGAAACUGACUAUUGUUUGCGUCAUUCAUCAGCCUAGAUACGAAAUAUUCAGCAAAUUUCACAAAGUUCUCUUUCUUGCGCCUGGUGGACAAACCGUCUUUGUAGGUAGUGUACCAGAAGCAGAAAAUUACUUUGAAAGGCUUGGAUUUGAAAAACCUGAUAAAGUGAACCCGGCGGAUUUUUAUAUGGAUGUCAUCGUCAGAUCAUGCAAGAGCACUGAUCAAUCAUCUAGUACUCUACCCGAGCGUUGGGAGCAGUACAUUGCCGAAAAUAACACGGGCACUGUAAAUGCAGACCGUGCUGAUGGGAGCCUGGCAGAUCCAGCUGCGAGAGACGAUGACAGAAUAGAGCAAGUGUCUUUCAGAUCUACUCUGGGACGACAAAAUAAAGAGAGAAAAAUGCCCAACUUCUUGAGUCAGUUCUUAACGUUUCUUCGUCGUGAAAUUCGGCUGCAGCUUCGUUUGUCACGAUCACUUCUUCUGGAUCAGUUCCUGGUUUUACUUGCUGGAGGUACCCUUGGGGCCCUGAGAAGAGAGGCUCCCCUUGACGAAUUCUUCACUCUCGUCACCCUCAGUUCCUUAGCAAUUGGUCUGACUGCUAUGUUAUCUGCGUUGAGAUGUUUUGGUAGCACCAGGACUAUUUUCUGGCGUGAAGCCGCAGCUGGUGUCAACAGGAUUAGCUACUUUGUGGCUGUUAAUGUCGCUCAGAUUCCAGUAAUCCUCAUCACUCCUGUUGUGUAUUUGAGCCUGCUGUACCCGCUGAUUGCACCGAGAGCCAAGUUCACAUUUCAUUAUACCGCUACACUUGGAGUUCAGUUCGCUUGUACUGGAGUGGGAUACUGCAUAUCCGUUAUCUUCAGCCCCAAAAACUCACAAAUGGCAUCCGUUACUUUUGCACUGAUUUCCUCUCUUGUGGCAGGCAGUUCUCCUACACUGUGUAAACUGGCACAAAGCACAUUUGGUAAAGUGAUCUACAGUCUAUCUUACUGCCGCUGGUACCUGGAGGCGCUAUUUGAAAAGGAGGCUAUUCGUUACCCAGACGUCAUGGGUCCCUAUGUGCAUCGGUUAUCGACAAGGAAUGGUUACACACUGGAUUACUACAACUCAUGUGUAGCAGUCUUGUUUGCCAUGGGGUUUGCCUAUCGAGUGCUUGCUUUGUUGCUUAUGUUGAUUACAAAUAGGGGAAAGCAAAAGUAGGCUAAAACGUGUUGUGAGAGAAGUUUGUUGGAAAGUAAAUUGUUAGAUUUUUAGCAUGGCUUUAAAUUGUAUUUCCCCUUUGUUUCCUAUAAUGUUGAACACAAAGACAGGAACUCAACAAAUGAUUCAACCUGUGCAAAAAAGAAUUUCUUGUUAGUUGAGAGUAUGUAUUUUUGUUUUCGUUAGCGAGCUCGAAGGUACUGUACAUGUUUGAUAUGUCUCUUGCCAAGUGUCUCACUUCAAGGUCGCCCCCGUCAGUUCAAAAAUCAGUAUCCCAGGAAUGCAUAAACCCAUGGAUAUUUAGGCAAACUCAAAAAUGCCAAGUUUCAAAGCAGCGUAUAGGAAUUUAACGCUGUCAAAACGUUCCUCAUUAGAUGAUUGAUACCAAGUCACUCUAAACAAAGUAUUACUCUCAGUUAACUUUUGUUGUGGUGGCAUAUAACUUUAUGAUAGAAUUGAAGUUAACUUUGAUUCGGCUUCUUGAUCGGUAUAAAAAACGUUUUCACGCGUAUGAUUUUAACUCUUCACGUUGCCUUUAUUGUUCUCCAUGCCUUAGAUAAGGGCCUAAUUAAUACUUUUUGUGCUGUAUAGUAAACAUAGAGCCUUGAUUAAUCAGUGAGUCAGUUCGUGUCAAAUAAAAUUGUGUAGCUUU
This is a messenger RNA of Stylophora pistillata, 3488 nucleotides long. RefSeq lists its product as uncharacterized. Gene Ontology annotation, molecular function: ABC-type transporter activity; ATP hydrolysis activity; ATP binding. NCBI's taxonomy places the organism in Eukaryota, Metazoa, Cnidaria, Anthozoa, Scleractinia, Pocilloporidae. Gene Ontology annotation, biological process: transmembrane transport. Gene Ontology annotation, cellular component: membrane. The record is from RefSeq and is a predicted model, not a curated record.